CCCGGGGCCGCCCCUCCUUUGUGUGCGGCGCCGCCGUCACCGGCACCGGAGCGCCGGGAGCACCGAACCGGGCACCGGGAGCCGAAAAUAAGGGCACCGGGAGCGCCGAAUUGAAUAACAGGAACACCGGGAGCACCAGAACAGACACCGGGAGCGCUGAACCGGCACCGGGAGCAUCGGAUCCGGGCACCGGGAGCACCAGGAAGACAAAACCGAGAGACACCAGGAGUCAGGAAAGGGAAACCAGGAGUACCGGGGGUGGGCAAAAGGGGAACGGGAGCUGAGAAACGGGCGCUGGGAGCCCCGGAUCCGGUUGCUGGGGGCACCCAGGAGCACCAGAUCCAAUCAGUAGGAGCACCGAACCAGGUACUGUGAGCACUGGGAUCACCGAACCGAACAUUGACAGCACCAGGACCACAAGAUCCGGGCACUGGGAGUCGGGAAAAGGGCAUCCGGAGCACCAAGAGCUCCAGAUCUGAGCACCAGCAGCACCGGCACCACCGGAACCGGGCACUGAGAGCACUGGGAGCACCAGAACUGGGAGCCAGAAGCCAGGAAAAGGGCAUAGGGAACACCAGAACCGAGUACCGACAGCACCGGGAGCACCAGAUCCGGGAACCAGGAGCACCAGGAUUGGGCACUGGGAACAGCGGAUCCGUGCACGGGGAAGAGCGGGAGCACCGGGAGACGGGCACCGGGCGGAGGGCGCGGCCCCGAGCGCCGGCGGCCCCAUGAAGGAGCCCGACGCCAUCAAACUCUUCGUGGGGCAGAUCCCGCGGCACCUGGAGGAGAAGGACCUGAAGCCCAUCUUCGAGCAGUUCGGGAAGAUCUACGAGCUGACGGUCAUCAAGGACAAGUACACCGGGAUGCACAAAGGAUGCGCCUUCCUCACCUACUGCGCCCGCGAGUCGGCCCUGAAGGCGCAGAGUGCCCUCCACGAGCAGAAAACGCUGCCGGGGAUGAACCGCCCCAUCCAGGUGAAGCCGGCGGACAGUGAGAGCCGAGGAGAGGACCGCAAGCUGUUUGUGGGGAUGCUCAGCAAGCAGCAGGCGGACGAGGAUGUGCGGAAGAUGUUUGAACCCUUUGGGACCAUCGAUGAGUGCACAGUGCUGCGCGGCCCCGACGGCACCAGCAAAGGCUGCGCCUUCGUCAAGUUCCAGAGCCACGCAGAGGCCCAGGCUGCCAUCGCUGCCCUUCAUGGGAGCCGCACACUGCCGGGUGCCUCAUCCAGCCUAGUGGUGAAGUUCGCAGACACGGAGAAGGAGCGGGGUCUCCGGCGGAUGCAGCAGGUGGCAAGCCAGCUCGGCAUGUUCAGCCCCAUAGCACUCCAGUUCGGGGCCUACAGUGCCUACACGCAGGCGCUGAUGCAGCAGCAGGCGGCCCUGGUGGCCGCCCACUCGGCCUACCUCAGCCCCAUGGCCACCAUGGCCGUCCAGAUGCAGCACAUGGGCACGGUCAACCCCAACGGGCUCAUCGCCACCCCCUUACCCCCCUCCUCAGGAACCAGCACGCCGCCGGCCAUGGCUGCCACGCCGGUCCCUGCCAUCGCGGCCCCAUUGAGCGUCAAUGGGUACAGCCCGGUGCCUGCACAGCCUGCGGGGCCGCCUGCCCCUGAGGCUGUCUACGCCGGAGGGGUCCCCCCGUUCCCAGGUGCUCGCCGCCCCCCAACUGCCCCCCCACUGCCCCCCACCUCCCCUAACAGCCCUCCCCUCUGCCCCCCAGCCCAGAGCCCUGCUGCCCCUGCGGACCCCCUGCAGCAGGCAUACGCCGGCAUGCAGCACUACACAGCUGCCUAUCCUGCCGCCUAUGGGCUGGUGAGCCCAGCUUUCGCCCCCCCAGGGCCACUGCUGGCCCCCCCGCCCCCUCCCCAGCAGCAGCAGCGUGAAGGCCCCGAGGGCUGUAACAUCUUCAUCUACCACCUGCCCCAGGAGUUCGCUGACACCGAGAUCCUUCAGAUGUUCCUGCCCUUCGGCAACGUCAUCUCUGCCAAAGUGUUCGUCGACCGCGCCACCAACCAGAGCAAGUGCUUCGGCUUUGUCAGCUUUGACAACCCGGCCAGUGCACAGGCGGCCAUCCAUGCCAUGAACGGGUUCCAGAUUGGGAUGAAGCGCCUCAAAGUGCAGCUCAAGAGGCCCAAAGACGCCAACAGACCCUACUGAGCCCAGUCUGGAAGUGAAGCGCAGCACCCAUGGGUGACCCCAACAGCGGAGCAGCCCUGCCCUGGGGUGGGGAGGUCGGUCCUGCCGGAGGGGGCACACAGACCCCCAUACGCUCAGGAAGGAUGGGCCCCCCCCCACAGGACCAACAUGGAUCCCCCCCUCCCAGUCCAUCCCAGUCCAUGGGCUGAGGAGGGGGGGGCCAGACACCCCAGCACACCCCCCAACACCCACUGCCCUAUUUUGGGUAGGGGCACUCCUCUGCCCCCCAGGUCCCCGCUUGGGGUUUCUUUCUCACUAAACAGGACCAAACCCAGCCCCAAGCUGGGGACCUGGGGGGCACCCCAUUUUGGGGAGGGGACACGGCCACCUCCCCCUGUCCCCCCCAGGGUACCCCCCAUGGGCGGCUGCGCCAGGGCAAGCGGGACCCCCUCCACAUAUACACUGCCACUCCGCUCUGCCUGGCCCCCACCUGUCUCAGUUUCCCCUUCUCUAUGGGUUCCGGGGGCUGCACCCCCCAGCACAGCCACGGCUGUACGGACAUGGAGCGGCUGCACAUGGGAUGCACCGGGAUUGGGAUGAACUGGGAUCAGGAUGCUCCAAGAUUGGGAUGCACUGAAACUGGGAUGCAGCAAAACUGGGACGCAGUGAGAAUGGGGUGCACUGAAACUGGGAUGUGCUGAAGUUGAGAUGCAGUGGGAUUUGGACGCGUCAAGUUUGGGAUGUACCAAAUGUUGGAUGCAGCAAAACUGAGAUCAAGAUGCAGCAAGAUUGGGAUGCAUCACAUGUGGGAUGCAGUGAGAUCAGGAUGCAGUGAGACUGGGAUUUACCAAUGUCGCGUUGCACUGAGAUCAGGAUGCACCAAGAUCAGAAUGUACCAACACUGAGAUGGACCAAGAUUGGGGUGUACCAGCAUUGAGAUGUACCGAAUUUGGGAUGCACUAAAAUUGGGAUACACUGAGAUUGGGAUGCUCUGAGAUUGAGCUCUACCAAAAUUGAGAUGCAGCAAGAUCAGGAUGCUCUGCCAUCAGGAUUGCAAUUCAGACUGGGAUGCACGGAAACUGGGAUGGACCAACACUGGGAUGCGUUGAGAUUGGGAUGCGCUGCAAUCAGGAUGCACCGGAACUGGGACGUACUGAGAUCGGGAUGCACCAAGACUGGCAUGCACCGCCAUGGGGAUCUACCGCCAUUGGGACGCAUGGACCUCGGGACACGCCCGGCCCCACACCCCGCCCCCCGUGCCCCACGGAGACCCAAGCCCUGCAGCCCAACCCGGCCCAGAGCAGCACCGCGGGGCCAUCCCUGUAGAUAAUCCCAUUGGCGGCGCCGCGGGGCCGCUGCUCCCCCCCUCCCCUUGUCGGGGGUUUGGGACCCACUGAUUCGUUAUGGGGUGGGAGGGGUGGGGGGCGUGGGGCCGUUAGCGUGGGGGGGUGCGGACCCCCGGGAGUUGACGUCUGCGGUGGUGACACCGGCGCUUAAUUUAUUUGCUAUUUAUUGCGAUUCCU
Molecule: messenger RNA, 3661 nt
Organism: Numida meleagris (helmeted guineafowl)
Lineage: Eukaryota; Metazoa; Chordata; Aves; Galliformes; Numididae
Gene: CELF3
Product: CUGBP Elav-like family member 3
Exons: 12
Coding region: 732-2159 (475 amino acids)
Biological process (GO): regulation of alternative mRNA splicing, via spliceosome; mRNA splice site recognition
Cellular component (GO): cytoplasm; nucleus; ribonucleoprotein complex
Molecular function (GO): mRNA binding
Source: RefSeq, a predicted model, not a curated record